GUUAAGUCAAAAAAAAUUGUUUAUUCCAGGUACACUUUUGCUAACUGUUGUCACCCGUUUGUCAUCCCGUCCCAUAUAUCACCUGGAAGAUGUUGUUCAAAUCUUCCAUAACCUCUACAUUGACACUUCUCACAUUCUGGAGCCCGGUGUCGUUCGUGGCCGCAGAUCCCAAUAACGCUGAGCUAGUUGGAACCUGGACCUCCAAAUCCAAUACCGUUUUCACAGGGCCUGGUUUCUACGAUCCUGUCGACGAGCUUUUGAUCGAGCCCGACUUGCCCGGAAUCUCAUAUUCAUUUACAGAAGAUGGUCACUACGAAGAAGCGUUGUACAGACUCACCUCCGACGCCGUUAAUCACUCGUGCGCCAUUGCUUCAUUAACAUACCAACACGGAACUUAUGAGAUCUUGGCCAACGGCUCGGUGUCGUUGACACCUUUGGCGGUAGAUGGUAGACAGUUGUUAAGUGACCCAUGUGGCAGUAGCGGUGUUAGCAAUCCAGACUACGAGACCACUUCCUUUUACAGUAGAUACGUUCAGUCUACGCUUUUUAAAACUUACCAAGUGUCAGUGGAUGCUUAUCAUGGAAGAUAUAAGUUACAGAUCUACCAAUUUGAUGGAUCAUUGAUGCAACCUUUAUACUUGGCCUACAAACCUCCAUUGAUGUUACCUACCUAUGCUUUAAACCCGACCGACAAGGCCUCCGAAACUAAAGAUUCAUUGAGGAAAAGAGUCAGACGGUCCUUGGAAAACCAAUAUAGAACCACGGCCAUUAAGGAGUUCAAUCCUGGAAAGUAUGACUUAUACUGGUACAUGUCUGCUACCUUAUUAGGAGGGGCUGCAGUUUUUGCCUUCUUCCAUUAGAACCAUUCUAGUUAUGACAAAGAAAUCAGGUCUUGUAUCCCUAAAGAUAAUGUAUAUCAUUCAUGCUU
Molecule: messenger RNA, 928 nt
Organism: Yamadazyma tenuis ATCC 10573
Lineage: Eukaryota; Fungi; Ascomycota; Pichiomycetes; Serinales; Debaryomycetaceae
Gene: ROT1
Product: Rot1p
Biological process (GO): 'de novo' protein folding; budding cell apical bud growth
Cellular component (GO): endoplasmic reticulum membrane; endoplasmic reticulum
Source: RefSeq, a predicted model, not a curated record